Molecule: messenger RNA, 1958 nt
Organism: Ictidomys tridecemlineatus (thirteen-lined ground squirrel)
Lineage: Eukaryota; Metazoa; Chordata; Mammalia; Rodentia; Sciuridae
Source: RefSeq, a predicted model, not a curated record
AAGGCCCCAGAGUGCUCCAGCGGCAUGUACAAAGAGACUGUCUACUCCGCCUUCAAUCUGCUCAUGCACUACCCACCCGCCUCAGGAGCAGGGCAGCAUCCCCAGCCGCAGCCUCCACUGAACAAGGCCAAUCAGCCAACUCACAGUGUCCCCCAACUGUCUCCUCUCUACGAACAUUUCAGCAGCCCACACCCCACACCUGCACCUUCGGACAUCAACCAGAAACAAGGAGUUCACAGGCCUCUGCAGACCCCUGACCUCUCUGGCUUCUACUCUCUGACCUCAAGCAGCAUGGGACAGCUCCCUCAUACUGUGAGCUGGCCCAGCCCUCCUCUCUACCCCCUGUCCCCUUCCUGCGGAUAUAGACAGCACUUCCCUGCCCCCACUGCAGCCCCUGGCACCCCCUACCCCAGGUUUACCCACCCAUCCUUGAUGCUGGGCUCUGGUGUCCCUGGUCACCCAGCAGCCAUCCCCCACCCGGCCAUUGUGCCCACCUCAGGGAAGCAGGAGCUGCAGCCCUAUGACCGCAGCUUGAAGACACAAGCAGAAUCCAAGGCAGAGAAGGAGGCUAAGAAGCCAACCAUUAAGAAGCCCCUCAACGCGUUCAUGCUGUACAUGAAGGAGAUGAGAGCCAAGGUCAUUGCAGAGUGCACACUCAAGGAGAGCGCCGCCAUUAACCAGAUUCUAGGUCGCAGGUGGCAUGCACUGUCAAGGGAAGAACAGGCCAAGUAUUAUGAAUUGGCCCGUAAAGAGAGGCAGCUGCACAUGCAACUAUACCCAGGCUGGUCAGCGCGGGACAACUACGGGAAAAAGAAGAGGCGGUCAAGGGAAAAGCAUCAAGAAUCUACCACAGACAAUGGCUCGCCUAAGAAAUGUCGUGCUCGCUUUGGCCUCAACCAGCAGACGGAUUGGUGUGGUCCCUGCAGGAGGAAAAAGAAAUGCAUUCGGUCACAGAAGGGCAGGACUAAGCUCAGCUACAUUCUCUACAGAAAUGCCUCAUCUGUCCUCUGCCACACCCUUCCCACACCAGACACUUCCAUGGAUCAAGAAUAACCUGUUUGAUAUUAUCAAACAACAUCUGAGCAUGAUCACAACCACAAAGCUCAAGAUGACUAUGCUUCUCCAAAGGGAAUGGAGGAGCUGUUUACAGAAAACCAGCUGCUCUUCAUAAGCUGGACCAGAGGAAGCCUCUUAGUAUAUUCUCAGGAGCUUAGAAGAGGAGGAGGGAAUAGAAUAGGUUUAGGCCUAACAACUUAUCAGGCAAAUUCGGGUUCCUGAGCAACUUAAGAAACCCUGACACCAAAGCUCAGGCACCAGAUGAUGCAGGCAAACAGUUCAAAGAAGUCAUGGCCCAAAUCUAGUGUGUAUCCCUCUCUAUUCAGUCUUUUUCACAGUUCCAUUUCCAGCUCAUUCAUGUCACUUGAGCCAGCUCUUAGGCAAUUUGAGAGAGUAAACCCAAAACCUCCUCCAAUAGCCAGAGCUUGCCUUCUAGCAUUCAGACCAGGCCAGCGUGUUUUUUUCCCUUUGGGGCUGAAGGAAAGAGGACUGUUAAAACUAAAGGAACCCAGAAACCUCUAGUGGUGGACAUAAGUUUUCACCACAGCCUACUUUAAUCAAUUUUUGAGCCAAGCUUCAACCCUGAGCCUUGAGAAACAAGUCUUUUAUUUUAAUUUAACUUUUUUUUUUCCUUUUGCCUUCUCCUCAUUGUACAUAGCCUGAAUCCAAAGAAAAAGGGCUGUCUGUGUACUCGUAUACACCCUUACAAAAAGCCUUUAGUUACAUACUUUAGCCACUGGUUUCUCAGAAUCCAAAGAUCACCUAUUCUUGUGUAGUGUUGCAAAAAGUCUUGAGAAAAAAGGACCAAUGUAGUGUUCAAAAUAUUUUUGUAUUGUUAAUGCAUCAUCAAAGAAAACCUUUUUUUUUAAACAUGAGAAUAAAGAUACUUUUUACUGGGUUUA